This is a messenger RNA of Penaeus chinensis, 1638 nucleotides long. Its product is annotated as probable cyclin-dependent serine/threonine-protein kinase DDB_G0292550. NCBI's taxonomy places the organism in Eukaryota, Metazoa, Arthropoda, Malacostraca, Decapoda, Penaeidae. The transcript has a single exon. The record is from RefSeq and is a predicted model, not a curated record. The annotation marks the transcript as partial.
AAUAGCACUAAUAACAAUAGCAAUAAUAACAAUAAUAACAACAGCACUAAUAACAAUAAUAGCAAUAAUAACAAAAGCAAUAAUAACAAAAGCAAUAAUAACAAUAGCAAUAAUAAAAAUAGCAAUAAUAACAAUAGCAAUAAUAACAAUAGCAAUAAUAACAAUAGCAAUAAUAACAAUAGCAAUAAUAACAAUAGCAAUAAUAACAAUAGCAAUAAUAACAAUAGCAAUAAUAACAAUAAUAACAAUAGCAAUAAUAAAAAUAGCAAUAAUAGCAAUAAUAACAAUAGCAAUAAUAACAAUAGCAAUAAUAACAAUAAUAACAAUAGCAAUAAUAAAAAUAGCAAUAAUAACAAUAAUAACAAUUGCAAUAAUAACAAUAGCAAUAAUAACAAUAAUAACAAUAGCAAUAAUAACAAUAGCAAUAAUAACAAUAGCAAUAAUAACAAUAGCAAUAAUAGUAAUAAUAACAAUAAUAACAAUAGCAAUAAUAACAAUAGCAAUAAUAACAAUAAUAACAAUAGCAAUAAUAACAAUAGCAAUAAUAACAAUAGCAAUAAUAACAAUAGCAAUAAUAACAACAGCACUAAUAACAACAAUAGCAAUAAUAACAACAAUAGCAAUAAUAACAACAGCACUAAUAACAACAAUAGCAAUAAUAACAAAAGCAAUAAUAACAAAAGCAAUAAUAACAAUAGCAAUAAUAAAAAUAGUAAUAAUAAAAAUAGUAAUAAUAAAAAUAGUAAUAAUAACAAUAGUAAUAAUAACAAUAGCAAUAGUAACAACAACAGCACUAAUAACAACAACAGCACUAAUAACAAUAAUAGCACUUAUAACAAUAGCAAUAAUAACAAUAAUAACAACAGCACUAAUAACAAUAAUAGCAAUAAUAACAAAAUCAAUAAUAACAAAAGCAAUAAUAACAAUAGUAAUAAUAAAAAUAGUAAUAAUAAAAGUAGUAAUAAUAACAAUAGCAAUAAUAACAAUAGCAAUAAUAACAAUAGCAAUAAUAACAAUAGCAAUAAUAACAAUAGCAAUAAUAACAAUAGCAAUAAUAACAAUAGCAAUAAUAACAAUAGCAAUAAUAACAAUAGCAAUAAUAACAAUAGCAAUAAUAACAAUAGCAAUAAUAACAAUAGCAAUAAUAACAAUAGCAAUAAUAACAAUAGCAAUAAUAACAAUAGCAAUAAUAACAAUAGCAAUAAUAACAAUAGCAAUAAUAACAAUAGCAAUAAUAACAAUAGCAAUAAUAACAAUAGCAAUAAUAACAAUAGCAAUAAUAACAAUAGCAAUAAUAACAAUAGCAAUAAUAACAAUAGCAAUAAUAACAAUAAUAACAAUAGCAAUAAUAACAAUAGCAAUAAUAACAAUAAUAACAAUAGCAAUAAUUACAAUAGCAAUAAUAACAAUAGCAAUAAUAACAAUAAUAACAAUAGCAAUAAUAACAAUAGCAAUAAUAGCAAUAAUAACAAUAAUAACAAUAGCAAUAAUAACAAUAGCAAUAAUAACAAUAAUAACAAUAGCAAUAAUAACAAUAGCAAUAAUAACAAUAGCAAUAAUAACAAUAGCACUAAUAACAACAGCACUAAUAACAACAAUAGCAAUAAUAACAACAAUAGCAAUAAUAACAACAGCACU